Molecule: messenger RNA, 7069 nt
Organism: Periophthalmus magnuspinnatus
Lineage: Eukaryota; Metazoa; Chordata; Actinopteri; Gobiiformes; Gobiidae
Gene: elk1
Product: ETS transcription factor ELK1
Exons: 10
Coding region: 850-2631 (593 amino acids)
Biological process (GO): cell differentiation; regulation of transcription by RNA polymerase II
Cellular component (GO): nucleus
Molecular function (GO): sequence-specific DNA binding; DNA-binding transcription factor activity, RNA polymerase II-specific
Source: RefSeq, a predicted model, not a curated record
AGUAGUUGUACUCACUGAAGCUGACCUGACAGUGGGAAAAAGUAGCGAGGGGGCGUUCGUCUAAACAAACAAACAGGAAGAAACUGAGAAAAUAAGACCUUCACGACCUUCUUUGUAGCAAACAUUUAUGGGAUAUACACGGGACAUUUUGACAUAUCUCGGAGGACUUUGGGGGCUUGUUUUUCCGGUCCGCAGUAAGCGCAGUUUGACGCAGAAGAAGAAGGCGGAGUGCUAGGCUAGCAGAUUAGCAUAACACGACAAGAUUAGCGACCAAGCCAGCACAAAACACAUUAUUUAAAACGCUUUCCCAGAAUCAACCGAACGUCUAGUUGUGGAUUCAGUCUCCACUAUGAGCACAAAAAGUCAGCUUUAAAUGCACAUUCAUAUCGUAAAACUGGAUGCUGAAGUUCCUGCACCAGCGACUCUACUGAAGUAGCGUCUGUCACCAGCCAAGAUGUAACGAAAAAAGAUUUUUGGGGCAGAACAGACAAUAAAUUGACUAAAAAGUCUGGACUGCGGACGAGCACAUACACCUUGCAUGUUUGAUGUACUUGUUUUGACGGGGCUAAAUUGAAUAUUAAAGGCACUUGAUAUAGUUUGAUGCGACUUUUAGACGAGUGUCAACAUGGAGCCAGCGGAGGACGCCUUACAUAACGCCCUCACCUUGGCAGAGGAUCGGCUCAGCGCGGCCUCAGCGGCCGCAGCUCAGCUUUGACGGCUCCAAACCCCGAAACAAAACGCCUAGAACCAGGGAAACGACAGGAUAACACCCGCCAGCCAGGAAAUGCCGCAGCGGAACAUGUAAGGCUUCCAACCACAGACGAAAGACGGAACAACAAGGGGCUGAAGAUGGAGUCAAAUCCACUGAUAAACUCGAUGGACCCCUCAAUCACGCUGUGGCAAUUCUUACUCCACCUGCUGGAGGACCAGAGCCAGCGCCACCUGAUCUCCUGGACGGGCUGUGGGUCUGAUGGAGAGUUCAAACUGUUGGACGCUGAGGAGGUGGCUCGACUGUGGGGCCUCCGUAAGAACAAACAUAAUAUGAACUACGACAAACUGAGCAGGGCACUACGCUAUUACUAUGAUAAGAACAUUAUUAAGAAAGUGAGUGGGCAGAAAUUCGUAUACAAGUUUGUGAGUCAGAUCGACCCCUCAACAACAGACCCGUCUCGGUCCAAUAUCGAGGAGAAGCGGGACAGUGCUGACUGCAAUGGCCAAUCAAAAGGCCUAGUGGGCGGGAUGGCAACCUGUCAAUCAAAGGGCUUACCACAGCGUUCCUCUGUUCCUCCCAUUUCCCAAAAAAGCUCCUCACGGAAUGACUACAUGAAGUCUGGCCUGUACUCCACCUUUACCAUUCAGUCACUACAGAACACACCCACACAGCUCUUCAACCAGCCAAUCAAAACAGACCGGCCCAACCAGCAGCCCCUCAAAACAGACCGAACCAACCAGCAAUCAAUUAAAGCAGAGCAGCUCAUACUACAACAGCAGCCCCCUGACCCAGUCGCUCAAAUGGACAGAAUGCCAAGAGAGGUCUGUGUGGUGCCAGAGUCCCGCCCAGCAUCUGUAGGUGGUGCUGUGGACACUGGUUUACAGGUGAUUGUCACUCAACCAUCUCCAUGUCCCACACCUGCCCUGAGCCCUCACAGCAAUGGACUCUCACAGCCUCCAGCACUAGAGCCCCCACAGAUCUUCCUGACCAGUGUAGGGGACUCCUUGACCCCUUUACUGUCCUUGGGGCCGUCAUCUGUGGGCCCUAGCUCUGUGCCCCACCCUUCAGAGGACUACAGUUCUGCCCCCCCUCCACACCCACUCUUCCUGAUUAUCAACCCCCCUCCAAAGAACCAAGGUGCACUCCCGCAGAACCUAGGUGCCGUCCCACAGACCCACCACUCUCACAGCCCUGCACAGGAACCGGCUCAUACCAUUGGGCAGACGCCAGGACAGUCCACCCCUCAGCCCUCCAUUGUGGUUAAAGAUGAGGACACACAGGGCACAGCAGAGGGGCUCCUGGAGAUGGUGGCUCUGGAGGAGAAACAUGUGGAACCGGUCCCUCAGCUGAUCUGCAACUCUGAACCAGAACCCACAUUAACCAUUGUGGAGACUCCAUCCACUUCCUGUUUGGACACUGGGGUCAGCGGUCAGCAGACAGAAGGGACGGGACCAGGGGAGGCCACACCCAAGAACACAGCUACUACAGAACCAGCGGUUUCUGCACCAUCCUCCUCUUCUUCUACUGUCUCGGUGUCUACCGCCUCUGAGAGCACCCCCUCCAGACCAAAGAAACCCAGAGGUCUUGAGCUGCCCUCAGCCCCUACACUGCCACCGGGACUGUCUUUGGACAAGGUGAAUGCAGCAGUGAACAGUUUACUGGCUCCUGGAUCGAGUACCAACACUCUGACGCCGACUGUCAUCACCUCACAUGCACUGACCCCUGUAUUGCUUACCCCAAGUCCACUGCCGUCCACCAUUCACUUCUGGAGUACACUCAGCCCCAUUGCCCCUCGCUCUCCUGCUAAACUCUCCUUUCAGUUCCCAACCAAUGGCAGUAACCAGAUACACAUUCCUGCUCUCAGCGUUGAUGGUCUGUCCACUCCAGUGGUUCUCUCCCCUGGCCCCCAGAAACCCUGAAUCUGUGCCCACAAACCAGGCUGCUCUCUGAAUCAUGUUUGGGGCCCCUAUUUUUCUGGUUGUGACUAGCCACAAUACCAGAGACUGUUGAGUCCUUUUGCCAUUUCUCUGGACCGCCACUCUGAAUAAGUCUGUGCCCAAACACAGAGCUCACCUCUGGGCAUAACAUAAUGGGACCAGCCCAUGUUUCUUCUGAGCUCCAUGGAGUGCAUAAAACAAGACAACUUAUGUAUUGUUUCUGUUGACUGAUUUUGGCGUUUGGGGAACAUUACCUUUAAUUCCAUGUGUUCAUUUUGCACCAUUUAGCUGGAAAUUUAAACCAGAAUUACAAACAAUUCUUUGGGAAGCAAUUGCAAACUGGAAGAAGCUGCAUUUUUACUGGAAAUCUGAGUCAAAAUCUGACUCUUUUCUUAUAGAUUUUGUGCAAAGGAAAUGGAAACAUUUUGAUUUGAAAGUUCAAUAUAAAAUAUUGAGACUUCUUUCUCAGAGUGUUUUUCAAAAGCAUUUUGACUACAGUUAUGGAGUUGACGUCCGACUGUUUACAAAGUUUUUUCUCAAGUAUGCUUAGAGAGAUUUAGAAAAAUAACUUUUGAGCCAUUUUGAAAAGGUUGGCUUGGCCUUGAUUGGCCUAAUUUUUGACUAUGCCUCUGUCCUGCAUGGUUAUUGGGACUUUUAUGAACCGGCGAAUCACAGAGCCACGUAUAAACUUUCCAUUUGUUAUUUUAGUUUAACAACAUUCCUCUUUUGUAACUGUUUGUACAUGGGUUAUACAGUAUAAUGAUUGGUUCAACUUUAGAUCAAAUUAGCAAUCUUUCAAUUCAAAAUUUUUUUCAUCGUGUCAUUCUGCAAAGAAGUGCUAUUCUGCAGAGACUUACAGUUUUUCAAUGUAAUUUCAGUUUCCAUUGCAAACAAAAGUUUUUGUAAGUUUUUAUUGAGUUUUUUUAAAUAACAAAGCCUGGUCAUCCUGCCCCUACCAAUAAGGCUCUCGGAGCAGUAGAGUCUGAGCAUAGAUAUAUCUGCUUGUUCAGAGUGGACUUUGUAACUCUUCUAACACCUCUGAUGAACACAGGUCUGUGCUUUUCUUCUCUUGUGGGUCAUGCUGAGGUCCAGAUUGUUUCUUAGUCAAACAAUUUUCAUAAAUUUUUUGAGGAAUCGAUGGGUGCCUCUCAAUUCAUUUUGGUUUGAAUUCAAAUUAAAAUUAUGAAUUAAUACAAUGCAUCUCUGAAUAUAUGAGAUAUCUGAGAGAUGAGAUUUAUUUGAGAUUAAAUUGUAGAACAUAUUAAUGUUAUUAUUUAUAUGUUAUUUAUCCACAACAAGUAAAUAAUUAUACAUUUUAUUAUUAUGAACCUUUUAAACUCUUAUAGAAGCAUCUGAAAAAGAUUUUUUUUUUAAAGUUUGUUUUGACCUCACUCAAAACAAAACUAGACCAAAGGGAUAGCAGUAGAAAGGAAAAGUCAGGAUGACCAGGCUAACAUGAGCAGUGGUUAGUGGUGAUUUCUGGCCUUGCUUUGUCUCUGUUCACAUACUGCGUUCUGUCCUGUUGUCUGCUGCACACCUGUCUCUUCUUGAUUCUUGAGCUCUGACUGUUGAACCUGUCGCUGAUGCUGCGCUGUUCUGUUGUUUUUAGUCUUUUGCCCUCUUCACACAGAAUCUGUAGCCCAGUUUAGACCCAUUUAAAUCAUAGUUUGGCUUUGGUUAGUCCUGGGUAGUGCUACAAUAGUUCUAGAGUUAAUUCUGGUUUAGUCAUUAUUUAGUCUUGUUUUUUCUUAGUUAGUUUUUCUGGUUUAGGGGAAUGCAGAUGUGUGGAGAGGGCCUCAAGUUAAAGUGGAACUAAGCACCUAAACUCCACCCACAAGCACAGUCAAAAGAGCUGUAAAACUGUGCAGUGCCUUGAGGCCUAAACUGGAGAGUGAGGGGAAAGAAGGGGUGGGAUCUAGAGGACUAAAGGGUUGAGUGAGAGGGGUACAGGGGCUGGGUUGGGGCGGAGAAGGGUGGGGUCUAGAGGACUAAAAGGGAAAGUGAGAGGGUGCGGGGUCUGGAGGACUUAACACCGCGCUCACACCGUGAGCGACUUCAGCGACUUCAGCGACUUCAGCGACUUCAGCGACUUCAGCGACUUCAGCGACUUCAGCGACUUCAGCGACUUCAGCGACUUCAGCGACUUCAGCGACCAGCUCCCAUUCAUUUCCUAUGCAGACUGGAACAGGGAGGAGACAAGAGGAAGUGGAGAGGAGAGCAGCGCAAUCCAAGUGACCUGAACGUAGCACAGUUGAACUGAAGUCAACUUUAUGCAAAUGCGGAAACAAUAUCGCCGCAGCGACAACUACUCAGUGAACACAUUUUGACACACACAUCUGAAGCAUUGGUCGAGGAACUAAACUCACUCCUAAUUCCUCCUGCACUAGGUUAACUUCCCAUAGAGGUCUGGAGACAACAUGUGAGCGAAUUGAGCACAGGAAAGCUCUUUUGUCGCUCUCGUUGUGAGUGCGGUGUUAAGAAGAAAGUAACAAAUGGAGGGGCAGGGUCUUGAGGCCUAAAGGGAAAAGUUGCAAAAAAGCUUAUUUAGUGUUUAGUCCCACUUUAAAUUAACUUGGCAAAUGUCCAAAGAAAUCUCUUCUAGGUCAGAGGUUACUGGUUGUUUUUCUGCAUAUUUGUUGCAUUUUUCUUUGAAGUGCCCCCUUCCCAUUUUGGGAGUACAGUGCUAUUCUAUCAUUCAUUCUAAGCUGCAUAUUACCGCCGUAUUUUUUACCUGCUAUGGGGCUGCUCUCCAGUCAUUCUCAUAAUUGGGUUUGUUAACAUUUUAUUCAAGCAAGUCCAAAUAAAAUAUAAAUAUACCACUUAAAAAUAAUUGGAUUAAUUUAAUUGCACUGCAGCUUGGCACCCCAUUCACUUAAAAAAAAGAAAAAAAUUUGUUGGCUUGAACUAUCUUUCAAAAGAUUUCUUGUUUUCAAUAAACCUAAGUGAAAAUUAGGUAAUAAGUAGUGUUACAGACAGAUCCUUACGUAAGAGAUAAUAAUCUAUGGAACAAAUAUGCAAAAAAAUAAAAAAAAUUUCUGCGUUGUAAGAAAUUAUUACCCUGAUUCAGAUAUGAAACUGCUUUGACCUGUACUGAGAUUUGCGCUGCCCCCUAGUGUUGUACUGUUAACUUGCUAAAGCCAUCGUGGUGGACUGUUCCCUUUUCAGCAUGAGUUAUAUUUUUAUAGAUACUUCUUUAUAGAAAAAUAUGUCCAAUUUAACUUGUUAAAGAGGUAAACUUGGAAGAGCAAUGGAUUUAGUCUAAUCUAUAAUAAUUAUGACUUAUAUUUUUAUACUUGUGUCUUUACAGAUGAAUGCAUAUAUAUUACAAACUGUUUUGGAGACGCCUUACAGUGCUGGGAGUGACAUAGGUAAAAUAUUCCAAGCAUGAGCGGUUUCAAGCCAUUUUGGGUGGAGGUUUUUCUCACCAGCAGAACAAAGAGAAUGUUUUUUUUUUCUAACAAAUGAAGUUGUUGUGCAUUCUGGUUAAAAUAUGUGAGAUUUUACUAUUUAAAAAACAAUAUUGUGAUGGGCUGCUUCAAAAAGGUCAUAUGCAUUGUUUUGCAGUAUUGAAAGAAUGUUUUCUGGAAAAGAUCUGUUUUGUCUUGGGUUUAGUCCUGGUUUAGCUUUGGUUUAUUUAGGCUUGGUUUAUUUAGCCCUGGGUAGGUUCUGGGUUUGUCUGAAGCAGCUCCUGUCUCUUGUUGAUUGUUGCAGUAUAAAUGCUAAAUGUUUUUAAAUCUUAUAUUGUGAAUAUUUUAGGAAUAGUCCAGAAUCUUGGGUCAAGAUCCACAAUUUUCUGUUGACAAUCUUUUUUUUUAUGCCAAGUAAAAAGAUGCUAAAGAUGCUUAAGUUAAUUUCCAAAGGCUACUUGGUGUAUGCCCUCAUUAUUCCAUAGUCUUGAGAUACAAAAAAGGUAUUAUUAAAGACUAAUCUGUCCGGUUCGGCACAACAUUUUUAAUAUAUUACUAGAUCAGCCAUUGAAGUUUGCUCAAAUUAUGUUUUCUCAUUAACUCACAUGUAAACUUGAAAGUGUGUACUUUUAUAGUACAUUUUACUCCUUAUACCACUGCGAUGCUUGUCUAUUGUAGAUUCCGUUUCCCAUGACCCAUAACUCUGGACUAACUUGUAUCUUGAAUUGUAAACCCUUCUUUUUUUGUAAAUAUCCAAAUGUUACCUGUAUAGUCUCAUUAUAUCUGUCCUGUCCUCUCAACCAAUCAGAGAGGAGCUGUCUGCUGCCUGGCCUCGCCCUUGCUCAGCUUUCACUGGCUGGUUUAUUGUAAGAGGGCGUGGCCUGCCUUUAUUUUGUGGCAGGAGAAGGGGGUAUACUGGAAAGAGAAGUUAUUUUUAUGAACUGACUGUAUUUGAUGGUUUAAAAAAAUGUUGUUUUCUACAAAAAAAAUUAAACUAUUUUGUUCUGUACAAA